AUGAGUGGGCAGUACAAUGAGCUUCAAUCUAAAAUACUUGAACAAAAUCCUCAAGCCCUAUUUAUUUGGUGUUCUGCUUAUAGGUUAAACCUAAUAGCUAGUCAGGCAGUAGGAUCUUGUUCAAAUGCAGUGGAUUUAUUUGGAAAUUUAGAAAAAAUAUUUACUUUUAUCACUGGAAUUUAUCAAACGAUAGAAGAAGUAAGAAAUAGAGAUGGAGGAUUGGAUUUCAAACUUGGUGCUGAUUCUCGUGACAUAGAUAUUUUAGCAGCGAUGUAUUUAGUUAAUAGUGCUAAAGAUUCCAUAGUGGCACUGAGAACUGAAGAAACAUUUGAAAAUAUUUUGAUAUUAGCUAAAGAAUUUGAUGAUAAAUAUGAGAAUGAAGAAUUUGAGCCAUUGCAGACAACAAGAAAACGUAGAGUUAGAAAAAUGGCUGGUGAAUUAUGUAGUGAUGAAGUUGAACAAAAUCCUAUUCAAAAGUUUAAGGUAGAUACUUAUUUUGUAGCAUUAGAUAUUAUUAAAACACAAAUUAGUCAAAGAUUUACAGAUAAAACUAUUGUAGUAAUGAAAGAUUUUGCUUUAUUAUCAACCAAACGUAUAAAAGAAUUAAAAAAAAACACUAAAAGCAUUCCUAUAGAUGCAUUUAAGGCUAUUUGUUUGGUGUAUAAUACAUUAUUAAAGUUAGAAGAUGUCCGUAGGGAGUAUGAACAGUUUAUAAAUUGUGAUUUAAUUAUUAAUGAAACAUUACCAUUGUAUCUGGAUCCUAAUUUGAAUUAUGACAAUUCAAGUUUGAGCUCUAACGAUUCAAACAGUGACAAUACUACAUCUGAACAAUUAAAAACGUGGCAAAAUUCAUCAAGUUUAAUGUGUGUUUUUCAAGAUUUCUGUAAAGCUGGUCUAAAAUCUAUUUUCCCAAGUUUAUUUAUGCUUAUAAAAAUUGGAGUAACUAUUCCAGUAUCAAGAUGUUCCCCAGAGAGAUCUUUUUCCAAAUUAAAAUUAAUAAAAACUCGUUUAAGAAGCACAAUGGGGGAAGAUAGAUUGGAAAAUCUGAUGCGUAUCACCUGUGAAGCUGAUAUACAAUUAGAUUCAGAAACAAUAAUAGACAACUUUGCGACAAAAUCUACACUCACUUAG
Molecule: messenger RNA, 1131 nt
Organism: Sipha flava (yellow sugarcane aphid)
Lineage: Eukaryota; Metazoa; Arthropoda; Insecta; Hemiptera; Aphididae
Exons: 4
Coding region: 1-1131 (376 amino acids)
Molecular function (GO): protein dimerization activity
Source: RefSeq, a predicted model, not a curated record